AUCCAUGUUACUCUUUAUUAGACAGUACAGCUAAAGGUAGAAUGGUGCUAUAUUAUGGCUGCAGUUUGCUGCUGCUUACAUUCCUUGCUCUGCCGGGUCUAUUGCUCGGGGACAUGGUAUUCCAUUGUCCGAGCUGUGCUGCGGAGCGCCAAGCUGCAUGUCCUAAGCUUGCUACAACCUGUACUGAGAUAGUCAGGGAGCCCGGCUGUGGCUGCUGCCCAGUGUGUUCCCGGUUAGAAGGCGAAUUCUGUKGCACACCGAGGUGUUCCACAGGGCUGCGUUGUUAUCCCACUGCAGAUUCAGAAUUGCCCUUGGAGCAGCUGGUUCAGGGGUUAGGACGAUGCUCACACAAAGUAGACCCGGUACCCAACCUCACUCAAGAGCAUCAGGACAAGAGUGGACCUAUAGUGGAGCUGCAGGGCGCUGAGGGUCCCCCUCAGAAGAAGCCGACCAAAGAUGCCAGCCCCUGGAUGUGGUCCAAACAGAAGGCUGUGAGGCAGGCCCAGAACGAGCUCAAGACCAAGAUGAAGACCAACACCCGCCCUGAGGAACCUAGGACCCAGGGUGCUUUUCAGAGCCAUUGUCAACAGGAGAUGGACAAGGUGCUGGAGGAGAUCUCCAAGAUGACCUUCCAUGACAACAGGGAACCGCUGGAGAAUCUGUACGAGCUCAACUUCCCCAAUUGUGACAGAAGGGGCCAAUACAAUCUCAAACAGUGCCACAUGUCCACCCACGGUCAGCGGGGCGAGUGCUGGUGCGUUAACCCCAUCACGGGUGUCCAGAUCACCCAGUCCACGAAGGUGCGGGGGGACCCCAAAUGCAGCCAGUAUGUGGAGGAGCAGGAGAUGGCGACUGGGACACUGCCCACUGUCGUCCUGCAUAUGGCAGAGGCAUAGCAGCGCUUCACCCACAUCCAGAUAUCCCCAAUGGUGGAACGGUCCAAAUUGACUGACAGCUGAUAUUGUUGUCAUGUGCAUUGGUUUCUUUCUAUGUAGCCUACAUGUUUUUGUUUAAGUGUGUGUAUAAGUGGGGUGUUGUCUUUAUAUGUUUAUGUGUGCGUGAGAGGGAGAGAUAACGAGUACUUCUCUUGUCUUAGGACAGGUCUCCCUUGUGAAAAAGAUUUGUGCAAAUCAAGAUGUUUGAUAAAAGGGGUGUGAGAACAAGGCAAGGACAUUAUCCAUGCUACAAUUCAAAGCAAGUUUCAUGAAUAUGUAUUUACUGUGUGGGCAUAAGCACUGUACGUGCGUGUGUGCCUGCCUGCUUGCUUGCUCAUGUGUGUGCGUGURUCUGUAUGUGUGUGUGUGUGUUUGACUGGCUGUGUCCCCUGCUAUUCAUAGGCUAGGUGCUGCGAGUAGCAUGGAUGCCGGAGAUAACACUAUGCUAAUCACGGGGCUGUCACUGCAUCUGGUUCAAUUGAUGUAUCAGGCGGCAUAUAACCUCCCAUUUAUGCAGCUGCUUGCCUUCCAUGCCACGUUCCAUAUCUAUUUAUUCAACCUUUCUCUCAUCACACUAGUCAAUAUGUGUGGUGGACUAACAAAGCCUCACAUUAAGCCCUUGACAUAUAGAAGAUCCGUA
Molecule: messenger RNA, 1575 nt
Organism: Salvelinus sp. IW2-2015
Lineage: Eukaryota; Metazoa; Chordata; Actinopteri; Salmoniformes; Salmonidae
Product: insulin-like growth factor-binding protein 2-B
Biological process (GO): regulation of insulin-like growth factor receptor signaling pathway
Cellular component (GO): extracellular region
Molecular function (GO): insulin-like growth factor I binding; insulin-like growth factor II binding
Source: RefSeq, a predicted model, not a curated record